Molecule: messenger RNA, 1474 nt
Organism: Dermacentor silvarum
Lineage: Eukaryota; Metazoa; Arthropoda; Arachnida; Ixodida; Ixodidae
Product: group XIIA secretory phospholipase A2
Exons: 4
Coding region: 373-966 (197 amino acids)
Biological process (GO): phospholipid metabolic process; lipid catabolic process; arachidonate secretion
Cellular component (GO): extracellular region
Molecular function (GO): A2-type glycerophospholipase activity; calcium ion binding
Source: RefSeq, a predicted model, not a curated record
GAAAAUUCCAGCGCUAUUUCUACGUUAACAGUAUACAAGGUACCAUAUCCGUAGUUGAUGCUAGCGAUUUUCCUUAGUUUAUUUGUAGUUCCUUCUGGGUGGUGUCUGCUAAAAAUUCAAGCGUUCGAGUUGUUUCGGAAUGCCUUAGAGAAAGAAAUGGGAAUACGCUGAAGGGGCGAGUCGUAUGUAUGGUAUCGUUUCUGCGCAUGGAAGAACGGAAGAAAUUAUAAAGCAACAUACAAUUCAUUAAUCCGUAUCGUGAAGACCGCCCGCGUAGCCUUUACGCCGCAUCCGCAACGCAGCUGUGUGCCGGUAUCACCUGCUCCUAAAUAUGACUCGGGGUUUCAUCCCCCUUGCGCAAUCGAAGGAAUUAUGAUAUUUCCAAGUUUUCACGGUUGGUAUCGACUUAUUCCGGUCGCCGUAACGAUAAUUGCUUGGCUCGUGUCUGGGCAGACUAUAUUUGACUACGCUCGUCACCUGACGCAUCAGGCCGAACGUUACUUGGACGAUUUGAAGUUCGGCAUAAAGGCAAUUAGGAACGGACUAAACACCGUCGAAGAUGUGUUGAAAGACUCGAAAGAGCCUGUGUGUGCUUACAAGUGCCCCGACGGAUCAUCACCGAAACCCAAGAUUGGUUAUAAAGCAGAUUCCAAUGGCUGUGGUGCUUAUGGCUUCCAGGUGGAAGCAAAGCAACUUCCGCACAAGGAGAUGAACUCGUGUUGCCACAAGCAUGACCUCUGCUAUGGCACCUGCCUGGCUGACAAGGAUGAGUGUGACUCGAGGUUUCUGAGCUGUCUGGACAUAGUCUGUGAUAAGAAGGCCGGUAGGAAUCACAAGGACAAGAACUCUCAGGGUUGCAAAGCAGCAGCACAUGCAUUCUACACAGGAAGUCAGUACCUUGGCUGCAAGGCAUACAAGGACGCCCAGAGGCAGGCCUGCUACUGCCCCAAGAAGCAUGAGCUGUGAUGUGUAUGCAUGCAUUUUGUCAUGUGUCCUGCAAAAGCAUGGCAGUUUUAAUUAUCCCUUCACUCUUAUAUUCUCUUCCUUUCUUACAUAUUUUUUCCCCCUUUUAAUCUUGUAGCUCUUGCACAGGGAUAAGUACGUGUUCAAAUGCAUAGCUGUGUAUAAGUUACUCAGAAGAGCACAAUACUAUGUUCUUUCUGCACCCAUUACAGUGAGGAUACUAAGUUUAAGUGGCUUUUCAAUACAGCCUGGAAGCCACGUGCAUUUAUGUCUCCUUACUACUACAGUCUGUGGCAGCUCUUACUCUGUAGUGUUUUCGCUGGUGGUCUUCUCACCUAGUAGCUGUCUCUUGUAAAAUAAAUGUGCUGCUAUAAGGCACUGAGCAGUGUUGUUGCAUAGCAAUGCACCAGAACUGUAUUGUCUGUUCUGUUAUUUCAGCUAUGGUGCUGUAUUAUGCGCACUGAGAAUAUAUGCUCUGGGCACAAGAAAUAAAAGGCUGUUGAUAGCUGUU